AUGAAGUCGUUCGUUACCUUUGCGGGCUUGGCCUUUGCCAGCUUCGCUGCCGCUGGCCCCUGCAAGCCUCGCACCACCACAACUGCUGCUGCUGUCUCCUCUACUGAGGUCCCUUCCUCCACUGGUACUGAGACCGCUGCUGUUUCUACUAGCACGGACUAUUCCGUCCCUGUUGUCUCGGAGAGCUCCACUCUCGCUACUGUGAUUGUCUCCGAGACUAGCGCCACCGAGACCAGCGCUGCUGAGACAGGCACCACUACUGCCGAGACAAGUGCUGCCGGUACUACUACAGCUGAGACAAGCGCUGCCGACACCACCACUGCUGCUACCACCACUGCCGAGGGUACCACCACUGCUGCUGAGGCUACUACUACUGAGGCCGAGACCACCACGGAUGCCGCAACCACCACCACUACCACUGCUGAGCCCACUGCAGACCAGUCUUGCGACAACGCUGGCCUGGAGUAUGCCAUCUACCAGCACAGCUUCCACAACGAUAAUCCUCCUGACUUCUCCUCCUUCGACGUUGAUUUCUUCCAUACCGCCACCCCUACCCACGAGGGCGAGACCACUCGCAUCGGUAUCACCCCCGGUACUCAUUCCGACACUGUCUUCGCCAUCUACGAUGACAGCCCCGAGCAGCUCUGGCAGUACAAGGCCGUCAACCACCGCGCAUACCUCUACGCCCCCGAGAGCGGUGACUACGUCGUCACCAUCCCCAACUCUGAUGAGAUCACCCUCAUCUGGUUCGGCGACAAUGCCCUCUCUGGCUGGACUCGUGAGAAUGCCAACCUUGAGCAGGACUACCCUGGUGGCACUUCCAAGUCUUACACCAUUCACCUCGAGGCUGGCACUUAUACCCCCUUCCGACUCCUGUGGGCUAAUGCUCAGGGCGAUCUUAACUUCAUCGCUGAGGUGCAGGCUCCUGAUGGAACGGUCAUUGUCAACGGUGAUGGUAGCGAUAACAAGUACUUUGUUCGCUUCGCCUGUGACGAGAGCACAACUCCUUUCCCUGACUUUGGCUACGGUGGUUAA
Molecule: messenger RNA, 1035 nt
Organism: Fusarium musae
Lineage: Eukaryota; Fungi; Ascomycota; Sordariomycetes; Hypocreales; Nectriaceae
Exons: 1
Coding region: 1-1035 (344 amino acids)
Source: RefSeq, a predicted model, not a curated record